This is a messenger RNA of Lachancea nothofagi CBS 11611, 672 nucleotides long. Lineage: Eukaryota; Fungi; Ascomycota; Saccharomycetes; Saccharomycetales; Saccharomycetaceae. The record is from the annotation of a GenBank genome assembly.
AUGAGAUUUGCAUGGUCUCAGUGUUUUGGCAACAUGCGGCUUAGUUGGUGUCCUGCUCCCAAAAGCCCCACUUCAUUAGUACGAAGAAGCUUUCAUACCGGAACUCAGGCUAUGAAAUCAGCCAAAACUGCUAAAGAUCUCAUCAAACUGGUAAACUCCAGCUCGCUGACUCAGGCGGAAAAUUCCGACAAAUCGUUGAGACUGAACUCUAAAGCGCCAGCUUGGAAACUCCAGAAGUUAGCAUUGAAUACCAAAUUUGAAGGUCAGCAAUGGAGCCCGAAGAAGAAACUUUCGCGAGAGCAAAUGGAAAGCAUAAGGCUUUUGAAAAACCAAUUUCCACAAAUGACUGCUAGUCAACUCGGUGAACAGUUUCAAGUUUCUCCAGAGGUGAUACGGCGGAUUCUAAAAUCAAAAUGGCAACCUGACGAGUCUGAAGCAGUCAAGAUUCAAGAACGAUGGAAGCGCAGAAGCGAACGAAUCACUCAGAUGUUCGAGUCGUCCAGCAUAACGGCACCGCCACCAAGAAGACUGGUACUGGGAUCAGGGAGAUCGAACACUGAAAUAUUGGUGAAAGGCGUUCGCAAAAACUUCAGGGCUCAAACCGAUAAAAAGCCCACACAAGAUUCAAGAGCCAAACACAAGCUAAAUCUUUUAUCCAAACUGAUAGAUUAA